This is a messenger RNA of Plasmopara halstedii, 1476 nucleotides long. Its product is annotated as glutathione synthetase. The coding region runs from base 1 to 1476 and encodes 491 amino acids. Gene Ontology annotation, cellular component: cytosol. Gene Ontology annotation, molecular function: ATP binding; glutathione binding; glutathione synthase activity. The record is from RefSeq and is a predicted model, not a curated record. Gene Ontology annotation, biological process: glutathione biosynthetic process. The transcript is spliced from 4 exons. NCBI's taxonomy places the organism in Eukaryota, Oomycota, Peronosporomycetes, Peronosporales, Peronosporaceae.
AUGGCGGAUCUCCUUGCUGCAGUCACCUUGACGUCGCAUGCGUCUGAGACUGAAGAUAAUGCUGCCCACGGUCUACUUGUAGGUUGGCGCGACCCGAGCAAGUCCAAAGAAGCGACGCCAGCUUUCACACAUAUCCCACUAUGUCUACUACCAAUGCAAUUUCCUAGAACUCAUUUCGAGCAUGGUGUGAAACUAUCAGCGUUAUAUGGUCGACUGGUUGACCGCAUAAGUCGUGAUGUGGAUUGGCUACACAGCUGCGUACAAGGUGUCGUCACCGAAGACGCAUUCACGGCGCGACUGUUAGAGCUCUCGCGGCUUGUGCACCAAGAAGGCGUGCAACAAAAAGCUUAUCUAGGUCUACAUCGCUCUGAUUAUAUGCUGCAUGAGCCACAGAUAGACAGUGCUGGAGAUUCACAGCGUUUACUACAAGUGGAACUCAAUACCAUUUCGUCAUCUUUUGCCUGUAUCAGCUCGCUCGUCUCGGACAUGCACAGGUUCUUAAUCAGCAGAUUUGGAGCAGAGAUUCCGGGUUUGGAAAAGUAUUAUGGCAUUACAUCGUCCGAUUUUCAACGCGCACUGCCCCAGAAUGAUGCAAUAAACGAACUGCCGAAUGCUUUAGCGGCUGCACACAAGCAUUACGGAGUUGACGACGCUGUCGUCACGUUUGUAGUCCAACCGAAUGAAGCUAAUGCCAUCGACCAGCGCUGGAUUGAAUACAAUUUGUGGGAGCACCACAAAGUUCGGGUUCUGCGUCGUACGCUAGCUGAAGUGAACGCGCAUGGAAAGCUCGUGGACCGAAAUGGAAAUCGUACCCUUGAGCUUGAUGGGCGAGAAGUGUCGGUUGUAUACUUUCGCUCUGCGUAUACGCCGAGUGACUACCCGACUGAGCACGAGUGGGCUGCUCGUACUCUAAUCGAGCGCUCGUACGCCAUCAAGUGUCCGUCGAUUGCUUACCACUUGGCCGGUACCAAGAAGGUGCAACAAGUUCUUUCACAGCCUACGGUUUUACGUCGAUUUAUGUCCGAAGAAGAGGCUCAGGAACUAGAGAUGUCGUUCACUGAACUCUACGGACUUGAAAAAGAAUCUGCGACUGUUGAAGAUAUCAAAAGGAUGGCUAUCACAAACCCCCACUCUUAUGUUUUAAAGCCCCAACGUGAAGGUGGAGGAAACAAUUUGUACGGCGAUGAAGUUGCUGCGGCUUUAAAAACAAUGAGUUCUACUGAACUCGAAUCAUACAUAUUAAUGAAGCGGAUUUUUCCGAAAGAGGUUGCUGCUGUACUCGUGCGCAACAACGUCACAUCUAGCGGUCCUACAAUUAGUGAGCUUGGUAUGUUUAUCACAAGCCUGUUUGACAGCGAAGGAAAGGAGAUUUUAAACAAGCACGCUGGUCAUCUGCUUCGCACGAAACUAUCAAGUACUAAUGAAGGUGGUGUAGCUACGGGUUUCUCUGUCGUGAGCAGUCCGCUGCUAAUUUAA